Messenger RNA from Theileria parva strain Muguga, 2022 nucleotides. RefSeq names its product Major Facilitator Superfamily protein. Gene Ontology annotation, molecular function: transmembrane transporter activity. Lineage: Eukaryota; Apicomplexa; Aconoidasida; Piroplasmida; Theileriidae. The coding region runs from base 502 to 1995 and encodes 497 amino acids. The transcript is spliced from 5 exons. Gene Ontology annotation, biological process: transmembrane transport. The record is from RefSeq and is a predicted model, not a curated record.
AAAAAUUAGUAAACUAGGUAAAAUGAUUAAUAUUUUAAAUAAUCGGGAAAUAAUUGGAAAAUUGGUUGGUAAUUAUAAUACAUGAAAGAGUAAAAGAGAAGAUUUUGGAUAGUUUAACGGGUUUAUGGUGUGAAUGAGUAGAUUUGGAAUCUGGCCUUCUGGCCUAAUUUCACGGCUGUUUACGCCUGAAAAUGCUGGGAUCUUAAAUUAAUCUAACAUGAAAAUGUGUACAUGAAUAGCUAAGGUACCCAGAGGGAGCCAAACUCCCAAAUCCCAAAAAAUUAAAUUAUCUCACAUAAUUAAUAUAAAUCAUCUCUACACAUGAUUACACGUAAAAAUUGUAUGGAAAUGUAAAAAAUUGUAUGAAAAAUUGUAUGGAGAUGUGUGAAAAAAAGUACUGAGAGGCGUACUGAGGGUGUCAUGAGUGGCUGUUAAAAUUGAGGUAAAAAAUAACAAAUUAAUAUUUUAAAAGAGCUGAAAAAAUUAAAUUUAAAUAAUAAAAUGAGUGAAAUAAAUAAAAGUUGGUACAAGAGGCUGAGAUUGGAGGUUGAGGACGUGAAAAAAUUCCGGGGCCCUUACGUAAAUCCUUACAUAAGAUUAGCCGCUUACAUUCUCAUAACCUUCCUAACAGGUUGUGUUUACUGGGGCUGGAAUGGGAUCCAGGAGCUGUUAUACAAGGCGGGGUCGUUUGCGGAUGUUUGUGCGGGUGAAUCUGACAUUUCAUACAUCGUUCUGGGGAAUGGCCAGUUCAUAGACUGUGGACUUCGGAAGAGUGAAAUAAACAACCUUUACACCGUUGCUUUCACGUCACAUUUCGUGUUUUCAGUGGUAGGAGGCGUUCUCCUGGAUAUCAUUGGCCCGAAAAUUGUGUUUCUGGGCUCACAAACUAUUAAUUUGGUUUCGUGGCUACUGAUUUUCACACUGCCCAAGAACAAAUUUGCACUAAUUGCAGGGUUCUUUCUCAUCGGAUUAACAGCAGAAUCAAGCUACGUACCACUCUUAACAGUGUCGAGAUACUUUCCGAGGAACAACAACUUUAUAAUGACUUUGCUGGGCUCGGUUAGGUCGUUAUCAUUUUUCGUGCCUAUGAUUUUGGCUGAGAUUUUUAAGACUGACUUCUUCAAACCUGAAUCCCUGUAUAAGAUAGGAUUAAUCUACGUAUUUUGUGGAAACGUAGUGGCCAUAAUGCUGGGCGGUUACCUCUUACAGUUCAAAUUUGAGCAUGAUUCGAUGACUCAAAAGUCUAUGGAGUUGGAGGUCCGCGAGGACUCUGAAGUCAUGAGUUACACGAGUCAAGACUUAAUAAACAUGCUCAACCCUGAGAAUAAUAAAAAGAUCUCCUGUUUCGGAAGACUAAGUGACUCUGUAAAGGCCGGAUUUAAGCAUCCGCAGUUACUGGAAUUUGUCCUCUUUUUAAUCAGUUCCACGCUUUUCCUAACUGCCUACGGAUUUAUUAACAAGGCCCAGCGUGAGAUUUUCGUUACCUCUGACGGGAAAAGCGCACUUGAAGUGUUUAAAUACUUUAACAUCCUGACAUUCAUCCCCGCACCCUUCAUGGGAAUGAUAAUCGAUAAAAUCGGACCAGCCUACGCCAUCUUCAUUCUACAAUUCUUCGGUUUUUUCUUUUAUGUUUUAAUUAAAAUUGACGCGUAUGUGACGAAGAUUUUGGCGUGUUUCUGUUACAUUAUCGCCGGUUCUAUUUCCAUAUCCUCAAUUUACUGUUACUUGAAUAAGCGAUUUUCCCCCAAGAAGUUCGGCACUCUGAUGGGAAUUGUGUUUGUCUUUAUCGGGGCGAUUUCACUCACAAACAUCCCCCUGUACGAUUUGGCCGUCAUUACACUGAAGGACAAGGCUCCGUUCAACUUUAAUCCCGUGGAAAUCGGACUCGCCACUUACAUGGCCGUUGCCGCCUCAAUCACAAGCUACCUCGCAGCCAACGCGAAACUCAAACAACCUCAACACACCAAAACUGAGUCCGACUCGUUCUCCGUAUAAUAUUUCAAUAUAAUAUACAAUCUAUAA